CUGUGGUAACAACACAAACAGAAAGGUAUUUCUUCUGGAUAAACAUGUGGCCCAGCAUGUGGCCCAACAGCAGCUCCAAUUCCUUCCUGUUGACUGGUUUUCCAGGCUUGGAGGCAGCUCACCACUGGAUUUCGACAUCCUUCUUUUUUGUCUAUAUCUCUGUCCUUUUUGGCAAUGGCACCCUCCUCCUUCUGAUUAAGAAAGAUCACAAUCUGCAAGAACCCAUGUACUACUUCCUGGCCAUGCUGGCAGGUACAGACCUGGGGCUGACCUUGACCACGAUGCCCACGGUAUUGGGAGUCCUCUGGUUGGAUCACAGGGAGAUUAGAAAUGCAGCCUGCUUUUCCCAAGCCUACUUCAUACACUCCCUUUCCUUUGUCGAGUCUGGUGUUUUGCUGGCUAUGGCCUAUGACCGGUUUAUUGCCAUCUGCAACCCUCUUAGAUAUGCCUCUGUACUCACUAAUACUCGAGUGCUAAAGAUUGGGCUGGGAGUUCUGAUGAGGGGAUUUGUAUCUGUUGUCCCCCCAAUAACACCUCUCUAUUUUUUCCCCUACUGCCGCUCUCAUGUCCUUUCACACGCAUUUUGCCUUCACCAGGAUGUCAUCAAACUGGCCUGUGCUGACACCACCUUCAAUCGCCUAUACCCAGUUGUGCUUGUGGUCCUUAUAUUUGUGCUGGAUUCUCUAAUUAUCCUCGUCUCCUAUGUGUUGAUACUCAAGAGUGUCCUGAGCAUUGCCUCCAGAGAGGAGAGGGCCAAGGCCCUCAACACUUGUGUUUCCCAUAUCUGCUGUGUCCUGGUCUUCUAUGUCACAGUGAUUGGUUUGUCUCUGAUUCAUCGGUUUGGAAAGAACGUUCCACAUAUUGUCCACCUUAUUAUGAGCUAUGUCUAUUUUCUGUUCCCUCCACUAAUGAAUCCUAUAAUAUAUAGUGUCAAGACCAAGCAGAUCCAGAAUGGUAUUCUUCACCUUUUCUGUAACCAUAGAAUUAGAACCUGAUCUCUGACUAUCACAGUCUCAGAGAAUGUGAAAACUCUGACUUUUGGCAGGGGAGCAAAGAA
Molecule: messenger RNA, 1057 nt
Organism: Microcebus murinus (gray mouse lemur)
Lineage: Eukaryota; Metazoa; Chordata; Mammalia; Primates; Cheirogaleidae
Gene: OR51B5
Product: olfactory receptor family 51 subfamily B member 5
Biological process (GO): G protein-coupled receptor signaling pathway
Cellular component (GO): plasma membrane
Molecular function (GO): olfactory receptor activity; G protein-coupled receptor activity
Source: RefSeq, a predicted model, not a curated record